AAAACGAAAAAGGAAGAAAGGACAGGGAAAGGAGGUUGAGUGGGGGUGCGUAGGCUAAGAGAAAACACGCCACAUUCCGUUGAUUUCGAACACUGGAAAAGAAAAAGCCGAACACAAGAGAAUCAUCAGCUCUCUCGUCGAAAGGUCGGUUUCUUUCCAGUCGCGUGCUGGAAUAAAUUUCACUUUUCUGUCUUUCUCUUUCCGCCUGAAUUGCGGAAAAGACCCACUUAGAUUUCAGUCCGCUUUUCAGGUGCUGUUCAUGGGCUUUGUGGAUUUCGGUGGGUUUUUCCUUACUUGAAUUUGGUGGGUUUUAGUGGGAGUUUGAAUGGGAGGUUUUUAGGAUAUGGGUUUUGGGUUUUAAAGAUGGUUUUUUUUUUUUUUGGAUAAAAAGUUUUGAAUAAAGUGGAAGAUGAUUUUGAGAGGAUUUGGUGAUGUGGGUUGUUUGGAUUUUUGGGAAAUGAGAGGUUUUUGAACCUGUGUUUUGGGUUUUAGAGGUGGGUUUUUUGGUGCAAUGUGUUUUUGAGAACAGGGGAAUAUGAUUUUAAAAGGAUUUGGUGAUGUGGGUUGUUUGGAUUUUGGGGAAAUGAGAGGUUUUUGAAUGGGUUUUGGGUUUUAGAGGUGGGUUUUUUGGUGCAAUGUGUUUUUGAGAACAUGGGAAGAUGAUUUUGAGAGGAUUUGGUGAUGUGGGUUGUUUGGACUUUUGGGAAAUGAGAGGCUUUUUAUUCUGGGUUUUGGGUUUUGGAUGUGAGUUUUUUGGUGCAAUGUGUUUUUGAGAACAGGGGAAGAUGAUUGUAAGAGGAUUUGGUGAAGUGGGUUGUUUUAAGUUUUUGAACUGAAGGCUUUUUUGUGUUUGUGACUGUGGGAUGUAUAAGGGGUUCUUUGGAGUAGAUUGGAAGAUAGAUAGGCUUGGAGUGUGUUUGAAAAUGCGAAAUUUGAUUGAAUGAAGGUUUCGUAAUCUUGGGGUUUUAGUGGUGGGUUGUUUUUGAAGUGUGAAAAGAAGAUUGAGAGGAUUUGGUGAUUUGUUUUUGUUUGCUAUGUUUUUGAAAUGAGAUGAACUUUUUGGUUGUAUGGAGAACGGUGCUUGUAUGAGAUUGAUUGAGAGAAAAACAUUUCUCGUGAUAGUGGGUUUUUCGCUUUUAAAGGUGGGUUUUUGGUGGGAAGUGGUUUGGAGUGAGGGAGAAAAGAAUUAGAGGAUUUGGUGAUGUGGAUUCUGUUUGUCUUUUCCUUUUUUUAUCAUUUUUAUUUGGGGAAAUGGAGAUGGGUCCUGUUGUGCGGUAGAGAAGGGUGCUUGUAACUAUUUACAUAGAUAAGCAUGUCUUCUGUUCAAGAGAACUGCAUUAAAAGCAGUGGCUUGAGAACUGGUGGAGCUCUUCUUGAGGAGAUGAAGAUCUUGGGGGAGCUUCAGUCUCAGUCAGGAGCAAGGAAGAUACUAAAUUCUGAGCUAUGGCACGCCUGUGCCGGGCCGCUUGUUUCCUUGCCACAAAUAGGCAGCCUUGUAUACUAUUUCCCACAAGGACAUAGCGAACAGGUGGCAGUUUCAACUAACAGAGCCGCAAACUUGCAUAUUCCUCACUACCCAAAUCUCCCAUCUCAGUUGAUGUGCCAGGUUCACAAUGUUACACUACAUGCAGAUAGAGAUACUGAUGAGAUUUAUGCCCAAAUGACUCUUCAGCCUGUGAACUCUGACAAAGAUGUCUUCUCCAUUCCAGAAUUUGGAUUAAAGCACAGUAAGCAACCGAGUGAUUUCUUUUGCAAGACAUUGACGGCAAGUGAUACCAGCACACAUGGUGGCUUCUCUGUGCCUCGUAGGGCAGCAGAAAAGCUAUUCCCACCGUUGGAUUACUCAAUGCAACCUCCAACUCAAGAGCUUGUUGUUCGAGACUUGCAUGAUAACUCGUGGACGUUUCGACACAUAUACCGUGGACAGCCAAAAAGACACCUUCUGACAACCGGUUGGAGUUUGUUUGUGGGUGCAAAACGGCUUAGAGCUGGUGAUUCUGUUCUAUUUAUAAGGGAUGUGAAGUCACAGUUACUGCUUGGUGUGAGGCGUGCAAAUCGUCAACAAACAGCAUUGCCAUCAUCCGUUCUCUCUGCUGAAAGCAUGCAUAUUGGAAUCCUUGCAGCUGCAGCUCAUGCUGCGGCUAAUUUCAGCCCAUUUACCGUUUUCUAUAAUCCAAGGGCAUGCCCUUCGGAGUUUGUCAUUCCUUUGGCGAAAUACCAUAAAGCUGUAUACAGCACCCACGUUUCAGUUGGGAUGAGAUUUGGAAUGAUGUUUGAAACAGAGGAGUCAGGUAAACGCAGAUAUAUGGGCACAAUUGUGGGAAUUAGUGACAUAGAUCCACUUAAGUGGCCUAAUUCGAAGUGGCGCAAUCUUCAGGUCGAGUGGGAUGAAACUGGGUGUGGAGAAAGGCAAAAUAGAAUUAGUCUGUGGGAAAUUGAGACGCCUGAAAGUCCAUUCAUUUAUCCUGCUCCCAUUUCAAGUCUCAAACGGCCAUUCCAUUCUGGAUAUCUGGUUUCAGGGGCAGACAUGGAAUGGGAGAGUAUCCUCAAAAGAGCUUUACCACGGAUUCCAGAAAAUGGAAAUACCAACAUCCAAUAUCCUGUAAUUCCUAGUAUUGGUUCGGAACUGAUGAAGAUGCUGCUUAAACCAAGUGCUGGUCUCAACAUUCAAUAUGGUCGUCAUCAGUCAAUGGACGCUGCUACGAUUACCGAACUCUGUAGACCUUUUCCUUCCGCUGUCCCCACAUGUUUGUUGAAAGGAACACUGCUAAAACAGGAAGAAUUGCCCACCCGAACAUCAGUACAGCAACAACACCAGUUUCUCUAUCAACAGCCUGAACUGCCCCUGCCAAAUUGUUUGCUACAGAAUCAGACCACUCCGAUUUCUGCAGGCCAACCACAGCUUGCAGAUUCGGAAUCAGCGUUAAAGAAGCACAAGCAGCCACAAGAAAAUUUUAUAGAAGAGUCAGUGUUGGAGUCAAAAAGUCAAGGCCUUCAAGAUAAGUACAAUGAACAUAAGAAAGAGCAGUCCGUGCAUAAUUUUGAAAGCCCGCCGCCGGAAAAGCCUCAAAAUAUUUAUGAAUUGUCCCAAUUAGUGCAGCAACAGCUGGAGCCAAGUACCAUCCAAUCGCAGCAAACGGAAAUACCCUCACUGGAUGCAAAUAAUAUAAACAACUUACUUCCAUACUCGAAUCAUUGUUCAGCUCAGAACUCAGACACUGGGGAUUUAAUGUUGCAUGCGUCUAAUUUCCAGUCUCCUACAGCCGCUGUAAGAUCUCUCAAUUCCAUUUCUGCGUCAGCUACUUCGGUGGUAAACCUGGAAUCUUUGAAUCCUAUUGAGAGACUUCAGUUUCCGGGCAUAUCAAAUUCCGAUUUGGCUUAUGGUCUAACAUCUUUGGAUCAAGAUUUCUUAGGUCCGCAGCAGCUAUCUUAUCUAAGAUACCUACCCCAAAUAGAGCAUCAUGGUCUUGGAAUCUCAAUGUCUGGAGUGCAAGAUGACAUAUCUGGUCCACAUGAUAUGAAGGCCCACCUGCAGAGUGUCUCUAAUUCUUGUGGGCUGAAGGACUUAUCUGAGGAGAGUAACAAUCAAAGCGAUACUUACUGCAAUCUCCAUUUUGAAGUGAGCAAUGCAAGCACUUUGAUUGAUCCUUCUGUUUCAAGCACGGGUUUGGAAGGAUUCAGUGCAUUGAGUGAUGUUGGUUUUCGAAACACUUCUGAAGGCCCUAUUGGAAACUUUAGUUCGGCUCAAGAUGUUCAGUCUCAGGUUACUUCCACAAGUCUGGUGGACUCUCAAGCAUUCUCUUUUCAGGAAUUUACAGACAACCCAGGUGGUACCUCUUCAAGCAAUGUGGACAUUGAUGAGAAUAGCUUCUUACAAAAUGGCUCCUGGCAACCUCCACCUUUGCGAACUUAUACCAAGGUCCAAAAGCUAGGAUCUGUUGGGAGGUCGAUUGAUGUCACCCGGUUCAAAGACUACAAUGAGCUGAAGUUUGCAAUUGCAUGCAUGUUUGGACUUGAAGGGCAGCUCGAUGACCCUAGAGGUUCUGGAUGGAAACUUGUAUACGUGGAUUACGAAAAUGAUGUUCUUCUCGUUGGAGAUGAUCCAUGGGAGGAGUUUGUAAUCUGUGUCCGGUGCAUCAGAAUUCUAUCGCCGUCUGAAGUUCAGCAGAUGAGUCAGGAAGGGAUGCAGCUUCUUAACAGCACCAUGAUCCAGGGGAACAAGAACUCAUUCCCAGAAGGUGGCCAUGAUGAUGUUUGGGAUGGCCCAUGAUAUGGGCCUCAAGGCACAGUUGGAAGCUCUUAUCCCAUGCGAUGAAGAUACAGCAUUACGAGUUGGGGCCCACUUGAUUAAUGGCAGACAUCCUCAAACCUCUGGUAAAAACACGUGGUACACAUUUCUGCACCGCAGAUUUUUAUUU
Molecule: messenger RNA, 4418 nt
Organism: Magnolia sinica
Lineage: Eukaryota; Viridiplantae; Streptophyta; Magnoliopsida; Magnoliales; Magnoliaceae
Product: auxin response factor 5
Exons: 14
Coding region: 1313-4270 (985 amino acids)
Biological process (GO): regulation of DNA-templated transcription; response to hormone
Cellular component (GO): nucleus
Molecular function (GO): DNA binding; protein binding
Source: RefSeq, a predicted model, not a curated record